Messenger RNA from Schistocerca gregaria, 1982 nucleotides. Its product is annotated as adenylosuccinate lyase-like. The record is from RefSeq and is a predicted model, not a curated record. Gene Ontology annotation, molecular function: N6-(1,2-dicarboxyethyl)AMP AMP-lyase (fumarate-forming) activity. Gene Ontology annotation, biological process: IMP biosynthetic process. NCBI's taxonomy places the organism in Eukaryota, Metazoa, Arthropoda, Insecta, Orthoptera, Acrididae. The transcript is spliced from 3 exons. Bases 430 to 1806 code for a protein of 458 amino acids.
AACAUUUGGCAUCUAAACAACUUUAUAUUACGAGCCACAACGUACAUGUACGGACCAGGGAGGCCGUUGAGAGCGUUGAAACAUAAGGAUGUGUCUUCCACGAUUACGGGGCCAUUCACCUAUAGAAAAUUUAGUAAGGUCGCUUUUAGAUAAAUAACGAAAAAUAAGGCGUACCUUACGUGCAGCGCAAAGGCAUUUUUCUCUUACGAUAUCUCUGGCAUCGCCCUGUAAUUCAGCUUGAGCUUCUUUUAGCUUAUUGUUGUUUCCAGUAACGAAAGUGAUAGGUUUUUUUGUUGUCAUUUUAUAUACGAUGCUAAUUGUUGGUGUGGCUAAGCUAAAAAUAAAAAUUCAAUUUAUUUUUAUUAUGGGCUGAUUUUUUUGCAAGGAUAGAAAAAAUUGUUUUAUUAUUAUUGCAUAACAAGAAGCUAAAUGCCUAUUUCUAGACUCGAGGCCAUUUCGCCCGUAGAUGGAAGAUACGGAUAUUUGGUCGAAGAACUGAAGCUAUUCUUCAGUGAAAAGGCUCUGAUGCGCUACCGACUUCGUAUAGAAAUUGAAUAUUUUAUUGCGCUUGUUUCCUUUUUAAAGGCGUCUGGACACAAAAUUUUGAUUGAUGUGAACAUCGACGUUAAAUUUUUACGGAAUCUUUACUCAGAAUCCAAUUUCAAUGCUGAAGAAGCCAAGAAGAUCAAGGAACUUGAAAAAGUCAUUAAUCAUGAUGUCAAGGCGAUAGAAUACUAUCUGAAAGAAAUUUUUUCUGAAACUCAUGACGAAAACUUGUCUAAAGCAUUGGAAUUUGUUCAUUUUGGUUUGACUUCCCAGGAUGUCAAUAACUUAGCCAUCCCCCUUGCUUUUAAAGAAUCGAUGGAAAUAUAUUAUCGAAAUAUAAAAUUGUUACUUGAUCUGUUAAAAGACAUGUCUAGAGAAUGGUUUGAUUUGCCAAUGCUUGCCAGAACUCAUGGUCAACCAGCUACUCCUACUUCUCUUGGAAAAGAAGUUUAUGUCUGGGUUUAUCGCAUCGAGUCUCAGCUCAAAAUCUUGGCUCAAAUUCCGCAUUCAGGCAAAUUCGGCGGUGCGACUGGACAGUUUAAUGCGCACUGCGCUGCCUUUAAAAACCUUGACUGGGUUAAGUUCGCAGAUAAGUUCGUUCAGGAUGUGGGUCUUCAACGUGAACUUUGGACCACGCAAAUAUCAAAUUACGAUAACUUGGCUGCGCAUCUUCACGGUCUUGAAAGAAUCAAUACCAUUUUAAUAGACGCUUGCAGAGAUUUUUGGCAGUACAUUCUCAUGGAAUAUUUUGGACAGAAAAUUAUCAAGAGCGAAGUUGGGUCUAGUGCUAUGCCUCACAAAGUCAACCCAAUUGACUUCGAAUGUGCCGAAGGCAAUCUUUUGAUGGCCAAUGCCAUUUUCAGUUUCCUAUGUUCUAAACUUCCCAUUUCUCGCCUCCAACGGGAUCUGACAGAUUCUACCGUCUUGCGAAACCUUGGCGUUCCGAUUGCUCACACCAUCAUCGCCAUAAAGGUAUUUAUAAAGGGCCUUAAAAAGCUCGUUCUGAAAAAAGAGCAAAUUUUAAACGAUUUAAACAAAAAUGUCGUGGUCCUUUCAGAGGCUAUACAGACCAUCUUGAAAAGGGAAGGGUUGCAAUUGCCUUAUGAAGCUAUCAAGGCACUAACGAGAACCGGCGAUCAAGUCACCAUUGAGCAGCUAAAUGGCUUCAUUGAAACUCUAGAUGUAUCUGACAGUGUCAAAAACGAACUGAAAGCCCUAACUCCAUCAAACUAUAUUGGCCAAUACCCUUCUAUGGAAUAACCUCAUUAUCUUCGAUGGGAAGCAUGCAAUCCGCGGCGAUAGAUCUGAACACGCAAUUACCAAAGCUCUGAAUUGGGUGAUGCGCAAGCUAAUAUAUUUGUAACGUAAAUUGUUAAAGUAUGCUGUUAAAUCGCCCUUCGCAGUAUUUCAAUGGUACAAAUUCAUUCUACGUUUGU